This is a messenger RNA of Bactrocera tryoni, 3820 nucleotides long. It is a transcript of the gene beat-IIIc, whose product is annotated as transcriptional regulator ovo. The record is from RefSeq and is a predicted model, not a curated record. NCBI's taxonomy places the organism in Eukaryota, Metazoa, Arthropoda, Insecta, Diptera, Tephritidae. The coding region runs from base 750 to 2315 and encodes 521 amino acids. The transcript has 6 exons.
CGCGCUAAGAAGGUUCGUUACAUACGGAUAUUCACUGUCAGAGAGUAAUUCAAAUCUUUCAAAUUCAAAUAACUGUAAAAAGCAGCUAUAAAAAAAAUUUACAAGUGUAUUUGUGCGUUGUCGGGUUUGGCAUGAACCAUAGUUAAUCGCCGUUGAUUGACAGUUUGCCAAUUUGAAAUCGAAAGUGCUGUUCGCAACCAUUACCACAUUGAGCUUUGGCUAUAAUUAACGGUUACACUGGUUAACGGAGCCGUAUAAAUUGAAAGGAAAUAUUUUUGGAAAUACAAAAAAUAACGGUAAAACAUAACACCUUUAAAGGGGAUUAAGUGUAUGGUUUAGUUAAAAAAGCAAAAUUUUAAUGAGAUUCCAAACUACACAUGUACCUACAAAUCUCCGACCCAAUUUUGGCUUCAAUUGGAAUGUUUUGAGUGCUUUGCUAACAGCAUAAACCGUUAAAGUGAUUUUUACUGCCAAAAACGGAAACAACAUAAAAGGAAACAAACGUAAACAAUUAUUGCCGUUUGUUCUUUUCAAUUUAAAAUCAACAGUAAAUGUGUGCAUUUUAGUAGUGUUAAUAACAGUUAAUUGAGAAAGUGAUCGUUUCUUGAUUUUUCAGUGUCACGACACUAACCACUUUAUUGUCCUCUUGGAAUGCUAUCAAAUUACAACAAAAUUGCCUGAGUUCUUAAUUGUGGCGAUUUCAGCACUGCACUGAAUAUUUUCGUAAGUUCUACAAAAAAGCACUCACAAUGUGGCACUGGCUGGAAAUUGCAUUGAUAUUCCUCAUCUUUCAAGAUUACACACAAAGUUUGCGGCUGGUCGAAGUGCGAAUACCAAAUUACGUGGUUAAGGGUUCAUCAGCACAACUGGAAUGCCUCUAUGAUUUGGACGGUGAGUCGCUGUACUCGGUGAAGUGGUACAAGGACGGCAACGAAUUCUAUCGAUACGUGCCACGAGACAUGCCACCAGCACAAACGUUUCUGCUGCCGGGUGUAGCAGUUGAGCUUCACAACUCCAGCGAUGCCAUAGUUACGCUGCACAAUGUCAACCUACAGUCGGCGGGUCGCUUCCGCUGCGAAGUUUCCGGUGAAGCGCCUUCUUUUCAGACAGUCACUGAACAUGGCGAUAUGGUUGUGGUCUCUCUACCUGAUCAGGGUCCACCGAAAAUUACUGGUGGCCGUCCACGCUACCAAGUCGGCGACUGGGUGCGCGUAAACUGUACAGUUGGCCGCUCAAAGCCAGCCGUUGAUCUGUCAUGGUUCGUUAAUGGUGAACCAGUUGAACCGCGUACUUUGAGAAAAUAUCCCUCAGUCAUAUCUGGACGUGAAGGCUUGGAAACUUCCAUCUUAGGCUUGCAGUUUCGAGUUGAACAGCAUCAUUUUCGAAACAGCGAUAUGAAACUAAAGUGCGUUGCAUCGCUGUCCACUUUGUAUUGGCGCAGCAACGAAGAGUCCGUCGAGGGCGAUCGCCCGCAAAAAGCGCCCGUCUUAGAGUCGCGCGAAACCGUUUACGCCAGCAAUUCGCGCGCCGAUCCAGUGCAAGGUAUGUCACUCCGGGAAAUAUUUGUUACCAAAAUCUUAUCGUUUUUCAUUCAACCAAAUGCAGCCAGCAAAACGGACUCACAUCUAGUGGCGCAUGCGCCCAGUUUGUUGCUGUUGCUGCUGGUGGCGACGGCCGUUGCCAGCGGCUGCCUCGAACAGUUGCACAUGUGGCAGCAGUUGUUCACCAAGCAGCCAACGCUGCGCCUGCACGACAAUUGUAUGCAACAGCAACAACAACAACAAAAACGAAAAGACAUCGAAAACUGCGCGCAACAGCAAAAUGAACAAGUAACAACGCAGCAAGAGCGACAUGAACAACAACAACGAAAGACGGAGAAGCAAUUAAUGCAAUGGCAGCAGCAGCAGCAACAGCUUGUAAAACGAAUUGUUGCCGGCGAAAUCAAUCAGUUGAUGAGCACAGAAUACCAAGCUAUAAUACCACUGUUCCAAAGCCAGCGCCAGCAGCAGCAACAACAACAUAGCCAACACUGGCAACAACAACCAGCGGAGAAUCAAGUGUGCCGACAGCAUUGGCAUGUUAAUGAGAACAAUGAAGGCGUGGCACGGAAAUGCAAAAGCGCGUACGAAUUGGAAUUUGUUAAUUUAUGUGCGGAAAUGCUGCCGGCAUUGACAGCAAUGACAACAACAUCCGCCGCGGCGACAUAUGCCACUUUCGCCGCUGCUCAUUGCGACGCGGAUGCAGUGGAUUCCGCCGAUGUUGUCACAGCUGUCGCCGCGGCAUUGCCAAUUAAACGAUUGCUGGCUGUGAGGUAACUGCGCUGCGCAGCGGUGAAAGAAGUGUAAGCGAAAAAAAGGCUUCUCUACCAUAACUGGACUGUCGCGUCGCAAUGCUGCAGGGUAACGAGCCAUGCAACUGAGCUAUUGGCCAAAUACAAGAACAAGCGAAAGAAGGACAAAAAUGAAAAGUGUAAAUUUAAUUUCAAUAAAUUCGAAGGACAGCAGUCGAAUGGAACUGCUGCCGAUGACGCUUUGGAUUUCAAAUUACAAUUACGGCAAAAAAAAAUUGAAAACUUCCUUUGAAACCAAUUUGCGUAAAUAAAAUGCAGUAAAUGAAAAUCCAACAAAUUAAUUAUUUAAAGCAAAAUUUUUUGAAAAAUGUGAAAUGACCAAAAUUAAAAUUAUGUAUAAUAUGGAGAAUGCAAAUCAAAAGUGCACGCUUGUGAGUUGAUGGUUUAGGUGUACCGGUGUGUGUGAGUGAAUGUGAUUUAAAUGUUGGUGUGUGUUUGCAAACGUGUAAGAUCAAUUCGAAAUCAGUUGGAAAAAGCGCGAAUGCUUAUAAGUAUGUAUAUGUGAAUAUAAAUGAAAAGCAACUACUGAAUUUUUAUUAAAUUUAUUUAAAAUGAAUGGAAAACAUUUAAACUAGUUGUAAUUCAAUUACCAUAAAGCUAGAAUUAGACUCCAUGUCUAGUCUAAAUGAACAAUGAACAUUUACAUACAUAACAUACAAAUUACUGUUAAAUGUAAUUAGUUAGCAAAAAAUAAAAUUUAAACAAAAAUAGAAUUGUUAUAUUUGUUAAGAGGCGGUGAGGUGCAACGAAAUGUGGACGGAGCCAAUUGAGGGAAUUUGUAAGUGUUCAUUCGAAAAUUAAAAAUUUAUUUGAGGUUUUCUGAAUUAAAUACAUAAAAAAUGCAUUACAUAUGUAUAACUGUCGCUUUGACCACAGCGAAACGAACUUACAAAGUGACACAAGGAAAAUAUCUCCGACCCUUGAGAGUAGUGUUGAAUUCGAUUUGACUGAGUUUAUUAAUAAUUUCCCUAUCUUCACUUAUUUCGAGUAAACGUGAAAAUUAGCGAGCAGCUAACAUUCGCAACAAUCUUCUGAAAACAUAUCUUAUUUGUGUGUUUGCUAGUACCAGCCAGUCCAAAAACUGAUUAUGAUUUUAUUACACAACAUACCAUAGUGGCAACCGACGAGUGUUUAUCGAAGCUUAUAGUGAUUUUCCAAUUUUUCAAAAUUGGCCUAAUAUUCACGGGAGUUGCUUUUUGUCGCUGAAUUUGCUUCCAGUGACCAAUAACGUUCGGCCGAAAGCCACCAAAAAGUCAUUGAAAGCAAAAUUCGUGAAAGUUGGUAUUACCAUUUGAAUUAUUUAGAAUCUCGGAGAAGGUCCUUUAAAUUUUAUUGGAAACAAAAUAGUAAUUAAUAAAAUCUUCAUUAAACUGUCUUGAACUAUGCCCGCUGAGUUUUGAGUUUAAUAAAAUAGAAUAAAAAGGAAUCUGUAACUAUUCUAACAAUUGUGAACUAUGACAUAGAAGAAAA